This is a messenger RNA of Folsomia candida, 2687 nucleotides long. RefSeq lists its product as uncharacterized. The transcript has 8 exons. Bases 354 to 2369 code for a protein of 671 amino acids. NCBI's taxonomy places the organism in Eukaryota, Metazoa, Arthropoda, Collembola, Entomobryomorpha, Isotomidae. The record is from RefSeq and is a predicted model, not a curated record.
CCAAAGAUAGUUAAGAAGAGAAUAAUCUCUAUAAAUAAAUUUGAAGGUAAAGGUAGUUAGUUAAUUGGAUAGUUAAAUAGUUUGAAGAGGUUAUAUUUCCUCUCUUAGCUCAGUUUGCUUCGUAAUUUUUAACGCUGUGUUUUGAUUGGUUCAAGGAGAAGAAUUCGUUCUGGUCGCGGUUAUCUGCAUCUCAGGAAAACUACUUAAACUUCAAGCUGGAUCUUAUUAUUUUUUAACGAUAUACUCAAACCACUACUCGGAAACUUUUGGAAUAUUUAUUACCCAGUUUUUAAUUACAUUUCUGGAACAAUGGAUCAAUUAAGAUUGUGUCACGCGUCUUUUCCUCCUUCGCCAUGGACCAUGACGAUAAUGGCAAGGCAUCCUCGUCAUCUUCACUAAACGUAAAAAACUGUGCCGUCACUUUUGUGAACGAAGCUUCAUCAUCAAAAAGUCUACAAACCAAGCUUAUCGACGCCUCAAAAAAACAUUUUGAAAUUUCUCCCGAUAAGGAACCCCUUCUCCAAAAAACUUGUCACAAGCAACUUCCCGGCCCGUCGGUUGUUAUCAUGCCGAAGAAAGGCUCCACCUCCAAAGCUGCGAUGUCCGCCGCUGCUGCUGCUGCAGCGGAAGAGGAAACUAAUCGCCAUCAGGACCCCCAGCAACCCGACAUUAUGCGGCAAGAGCCUCCCCUCCCGUUGAAACCGUUGAGAAGAGUGGGGCUCGGUUUUUUCGGGCUGAUCGGAUUUCUUGUCAGCUUUGUGGCAGGAAUUAUUGUUCUUCCACUGCUUAUAGUGGUGGUCUUGGUGUUUGUCAUCUUGCCCAGAUUGGUGGUUCAGGCCGUGAUCUGGAUCCGUUUCCGGUCUCAAGGAAUCCGCCUCCUUCCCAUUUCCGCAUCCUUGUCCGCCUCUGGUUACGAGUUUUACACCGUGGUUGUAGUUUUACGGGGCGAGUGUCGUAAAUUGACCGAAUUUCGGAGCCUCUUCCAAUCCGUGGUGGACGCUAAGGUCGGUCAGGCUCCAAAAUAUCCUGGUCUUGGGAGGAAACUCGUUACACGGUUAGGAUUCAACUGUUGGGAGGAGGGACGUCCUGUCGACGUUUGUAACCAUGUUAAUCUCCUCGAAGACGACGAUCCCGAAGGUCUCAGUCAGUCCAGAUUGUUCCAAUUGUUGCAGAAUGACUUUAAAUAUGGCAGCUUUAAAGUGACCCGCGCCGACGCUCCCCAAUGGGAAGCCCUAGUCAUUCCCCGGUUCCAGUAUGACGUCCAAGUGGCUGACGAAGAGGACGGGCUGGUCCUCCUUCACCAAGAAAUGGACUUUGACGAAAUUCCGCAGGACGAGGUCUUCUACGCUGUCUCUUUCCGAGCGAAUGCGGCCGUACUGAACAAACAGGAAACGUUGAGGAUGUUCAAGGAGGAUUUCAUGGAUAAAAGAGAUAUUCAUCCCCGUGAACAAUUAAACGUCCCUCGAUCCUUCAAGUUCAACUUCUUGGAACACAUCAUCAUUUCCUUGUACUCACUUCUGCUCACUGGCCAAGUCGUCCUCGCCCAGAUCUGGCGUGGGGUGCCGUUCUCCUUCGGUGAAUUCAAAAUGAUCCGACCCCUUCGCGAGAACUAUUGGAUGGGGGGCGAAGCCGCCAAACACGACGCUUUCCAUCUCCACGCCACCCGAACGAUGAGUCUCGGAGGGAUCCAGACAGCCAAAAAUGUGUCCAGGACGAGCGUCAUGUCAGUCUUGGUGUCAUGUGCGGGUGGCGCGGCGCGCAACAUGCUCCUCUCGAUGGACAAACGUCUCCCGGACCAGAUGCGGUUCAGCAUAAAGCAAUAUUUUUUUGGCUCCUCCACUCCCACCACGUUCAACUGCAUCCUACCCUCGGAUCCGUACACCUACCCGAUCGAUCGCCUGGGUCACGCGUUCUUCACCGUGGCCGGAAACCGGCAUGACCUUUACAUUCAUGCAGCUAAGAAAUCCAUCUUCUCUGCCCUGCUGUGGGUCACGGGGGCCAUGUCGGUAAAAGGAGGAAGAGCAAUGUACCGCUGGCUGCACAAUGUUCACAUCCUCUUCGAAAUCUGGGAUCUUGGAGGGAAACCGUUCAGCCUGUUUAGCGGAGAGGAUAUCGUGGUCGAUUUGUUCGCGUGGAAUGGAAUCGAUGCUACCUGGGCGGAUUUUGGCAUCACGAUGACCACUUACGCCGGUCGGGUGAAAGCGAACAUUAUCGCGGAUCAAGGCGUGCUCGGCUGUGGGAUGAAAAUGCGGAAAAAUAUGAUCGCCGACGAGUUUUUAGAGGAAUAUACACAAAUAGCGUUCCCCUGCGAUAUUAAACCCAAGUAUUUGUAUAAGCCUCACAUUUUAGGGAGGGAAGAGCUCUUUUAAGAUAACUACUUAUCUUUGAUAAGACUUUUAAUUGUAUUAUUAUCUUGUCCUUUUAACGUAUUUAUUAAUUUCUUGAAUCUCACUGCUCACGUCCAUUCCCUUUUAAGUUUGAUUCCCUUUUUCAUGCAAAAUCCUGCUUUGGUUUUGACUACUUUUUGCUAUUUUAUAUUUAUUAUCAAUGAUAAGCUAAAAGAUAACGUAAGUAAGAUUGCUUAAUUAUUGUUUCCUUAAAGUAAUUAAAAUAUAAUUGUGACAUAUGUAAAACAAGCAUUGUAAGAUUGUGUUUUAAUAAAUUCAGGUUAAAAAAUAAUCAAAAAA